Molecule: messenger RNA, 1716 nt
Organism: Australozyma saopauloensis
Lineage: Eukaryota; Fungi; Ascomycota; Pichiomycetes; Serinales; Metschnikowiaceae
Gene: MAL31
Product: maltose permease
Exons: 1
Coding region: 1-1716 (571 amino acids)
Biological process (GO): transmembrane transport; carbohydrate transport
Cellular component (GO): membrane
Molecular function (GO): carbohydrate:proton symporter activity
Source: RefSeq, a predicted model, not a curated record
AUGACCGACUUUAAGGAUGCCCCCUUGAUCUCCACCAAGGACGACACCAACUCCAACAUGUCGUUGGAGCCCGAGAUGCAAGACUACCUUGCCAAGUUCUUGGACAUCUCCAACAACGCUAAGGACUCCGACAAGAAGGACAAGCACAUGUCUUUAAGCGAGGGUUUGAAGACCUUCCCCAAGGCUGCCAUGUGGUCCAUCAUCUUGUCGUCCGCCAUUAUUAUGGAGGGUUACGACACUGCGCUUUUGAAUGCCUUCUACGCGUUCCCCGACUUCGUCAAGAAGUUCGGUACCUACUACCCGGAAAAGGACAAGUACGAGAUCCCCGCCAAGUGGCAGACGGCCUUGUCCAUGGCCGUGAACAUCGGUGAGAUCAUCGGUUUGUUCUUGGCCGGUAUCAUUUCCGACAGAAUCGGUUACAGAAAGACCUUGAUCGGCUCGUUGGUCAUGGUUGUGGGUCUCAUUUUCGUUGUCUUCUUUGCUCCUAACAUCGCCACCUUGCUUGUCGGAGAGCUCUUGUUGGGUUUGCCAUGGGGUGCGUUCCAGACCUUGACCGUUUCCUACGCCUCCGAGGUCUGUCCUACUGUUUUGAGAUUGUACUUGACCACCUACGUCAACGCCUGUUGGGUCAUUGGUCAGUUGAUUGCCUCGUCCAUCUUGAAGGGUUUCGUCAAUUCCGACAUGGAGCACGCCUACAGAAUUCCAUUCGCUUUGCAAUGGGUGUGGCCUGUUCCUAUCGCCAUCGGUAUCUACCUUGCUCCAGAGUCGCCAUGGUGGUUGGUCAAGGUCGGUAAGUUGAAGGAGGCCAAGCACUCCAUCAUGAGAUUGUUGUCCGAAAACGAGCACUUGCCAAACAAGGAGUUGAUGGCCAACGCCAUGGUCGACAAGAUCCACAUGACCAUCCGUGAGGAAGAGGCUGAACAGGCCGGUAUCUCUUACUUCGACGCCUUCAAGAAGACCAACUGGAGAAGAACCAGAGUCACCUGUGUCACCUGGUUGGUCCAAAACGUCACUGGUUCCGCUUUCAUGGGUUACUCCACCUACUUCUACAAGCAGGCCGGUUUGUCCACCUCCAUGUCCUUCACCUUCUCUGUCAUCCAGUACGCCUUGGGUUUGAUCGGUACUGUUAUGUCCUGGUUCUUGUCCCAAAAGCUCGGAAGAUUCGACAUUUUCUUCGGCGGUCUCUGCAUCCAAACCGUCAUCUUGCUUGUUGUCGGUGGUCUUGGUUUCGCCAACUCCACCGGUGUCUCCUGGGCCAUCGGUACCUUGCUUUUGGUCUUCACCUUCAUCUACGACUUGUCCAUUGGUCCUAUCACCUACUGUUUGGUCACCGAGAUUCCUUCGGCCAAGAUGAGAACCAAGACCAUUGUCUUGUCCAGAAACCUCUACAACAUCUCCGGUAUCUGUAUUGCCAUCGUCAUGCCAUACAUGUUGAACCCUACCGCCUGGAACUGGAAGGCCAAGACCGGUCUCUUCUGGGCCGGUAUCUCGCUCGUCUGUAUUGUCUGGUGUUGGUUCGAGUUGCCCGAGACCAAGGGCAGAACCUUCGCCGAGUUGGACGUUUUGUUCGAGCAAGGUGUCAAGGCCAGAAAGUUCAAGACCACCGAGGCCGAGGUCUUCGAUGUUGGCCACAUGAUGGAGAAGCUUGGUGAGAAUGGUAUCAGACAAGUUGUCGAGGACCAGAAGGCCGAGGGCCACCACAUUGAGUCUGCUUAA